Mytilinidion resinicola is the source of this 1655-nucleotide messenger RNA. RefSeq lists its product as uncharacterized. The transcript has 5 exons. Gene Ontology annotation, biological process: DNA-templated transcription. Gene Ontology annotation, molecular function: DNA binding; zinc ion binding. The coding region runs from base 16 to 1599 and encodes 527 amino acids. The record is from RefSeq and is a predicted model, not a curated record. Lineage: Eukaryota; Fungi; Ascomycota; Dothideomycetes; Mytilinidiales; Mytilinidiaceae.
GGACCGCAGUCAUAUAUGUCUAUCUGCUCCGAUUCAGGAGUAAAAUGGGUUUCACAAAAGAUUGGCAUCCCUGAUUUCAAUCACAGCGCCUCCUCACUGGCGACCGUCGUUUCUCGCGGACUGAAGAUGCAACGAAUGAACAGACACCCGAGGCCCGAACCAGAUCAUGAGACCGCUUGGUCCUAUACUAAAGCUUACUUCGAACAUACUGUGGAAGCAGACAUUGGAACAAUCAAUCGCCACGCCUUUGAAGCUCGUCUACAAGCCCACAUGGGAAGAAACGAGAUCUCAGACCCCGACGAGGACCCGGCUUGGUAUGCGCUUCGGAACAUGGUUUACGCCUUUGGAUGCAGAUUUGUGCUCUGCCAAAAGAUAUCAAGAGACGCAUGGGCAGAAGCCCAGAAUGAAUCUUGGAGAUUCUUCGAAAACGCUCUGUUAGUGCAUACCGAGCUGGUGUAUUUCCCCUCGAAUACCUCUGCGAUUGAGGCUUUGUUGGUUAUGGCACUCUUCGUAGAAGGGAUGGGGGUGCCUAAACUUGAGUACAUGCUCAUCAGCAAUGCCCUGCGACUAGCUCAAUCAAAAGCACUUCAUUUACAACCACCGCCGUCUACUAGCAUCCCACCGGCCGAAAUGACAUAUCGUAGUUGGCUUUGGUGGUCAAUCUACAUUUACGAGAAACACAUUGCAUAUCGAUCUGGACGGCCUUCCGCAAUAGAUGAUGACGAGAUUACAUGUGUACUACCCACAUUAGCACCAAAUGGGAGGGAAAUACAUGUUCAACUGUUCACUUCUUUCAUCGAGCACGCACAGAUUUCAUCAUCAACCAUGAGACACUUAUCGCGAGCUAAGUCUGGGCAACGAUCUCCUGCUGAAUUGGUCAGCACGGUAGAGAAGCUUGAUAGACGACUGCAUUCUUGGUAUCAGAGUAUUCCAGCGGCUCUUCGUUUGGACCUACCCUUCAAGAAAUCCAAUCUCCCAGAUGGAGCCCAGCUCGAACACCUACUAUAUCUCCACUUCGCCUACCAUGGAAGUUUGAUAUCCAUCCAUUCUUUCUUUGGAUACCCAUGGAACCUGAUAGGCUUUGCCUCCGACUCAAGCACUGAUCUUCGAGAGAGAAUGGAAUCGAGCACCAGAAUCGUCGCUGAAGCGUCACGGAACUUAGUCUUGGCAACAAGAGACAUCAGCAUUGACGCCGAGGCUCCUGCAUGGCUCAUCUUUUAUUACCCCAUUCUCGGCAUGAUCAACCUAUUCAUUCACAUUCUCAGAUUUCCUACGCUACCAACGAUUCCCUCCGAUAUUCAAUUGAUGGACAUGAUCGCCGCAUAUUUUGGAUAUAUCGACUUUUCAACGGCAUCACGACUUUCGUUUCCGUUCACCAGGGAUAUUGCACACUGGGCCCGUAUGGUCUCUGAAAAGGCUCGAUCGACGCAGGCAACGACCACCGUGCCCAGUAUGCGAGCAAUGACGCCUCCAGGGAGCACCGCAGAGACAUUCGGAAAUGCCGCAGAGGAUGAUUUUACGGCCCAGGUAUACAUCCCCCUCGAUUUCUUCAACGUAUGGCCUCAAGUCCGUCUUCCCCAGUCAUAUGUUGUAUACUAAUUCUGGAUACUUUAGCUUGCGAAUUUUGAUCCCAUUGAAUUUGGAGGAGUCGAAGA